GAUAAGGCCGCUGGGGUUUCGGAAAACGCUAGACCCGUGGCCCCCCACAUUCUCUGCGUCAAAUCUCCGCUGCAACGCCGCCGGCGUCUGGUUCCGCCGGAGGCCACCGCCUCUUCUCAUCCGAGCUCCUCCACCCUCACCUCUUUUUGGCAUUUUCACCGCCUACCGCCACCGUCAUCACCUCUGAUCUCUUUGUCCACUGUACCGGCGCGACACGGUUGGACUCUCCUCGCUCCAAUCUGGCCACCGUGAUACCGCCUCUAUCUCUCUGGAUUUCGGCAGCCACUAGCACAGCCGCCCUCCUCUGUUGCCCUUGCUUCAUCGUUCAUCACCGCAAGCCACCACCGCCUCCGAUCUCUCUGUCUUUCCAUUGUUAUCUCUCUGCCGGCGGCCACCACUUCCACCGUCGCCCCGUCGAUCUGCCUCCUUCACCGUCUUCUGCGCCAUCCAAUCACCGCAAGCCACUGUUGCGCCACCUUCCGACUGCCAUCGAAGCCGCCGCCAUUCCGUCAUUCUUUCUGUCUUUCUGCCCCCUCUAGCCACCGACAACCCGCCACGUCGUCCUGUCUGAUUCAUCUUCCACCGACUUCGCCGGGCGGCCGGCUACUCGUUCGAUGGGCGUACGGUGAUGUAAAUACUCUCGAACCUUCUUUCCGUUCUGUUGUGAAUUUUCAUGGCCUGUCACUGCGCUUUCGCUGUUUCAUCUUUUCCCCCGUUUCCUUUGAUCAAACUGAGAAACACUCGAAGAACAGUUAAGCUUUCAUUACGCUCUCGUCAAGGGAUCGCUUGCCAUUUAGAGAGCUCCGAAAGUGAAAAUGAGUCGGGGCCUAAACGGAAGCAAUUAGACAUACUCAAUCUCUCCGUGACUUUGAUGGUAGUAUCUGCUUCAUUGCCACAACCUUCUAUGGCAGCCAAAGUAUCGGAACGGAAGCGUUCGUCCAAGAAGGCCGAGGCUUUAGCGCCGGAAGAAUUGAAAUCAUGGUCACAAGGUCUCCCUCUUGUUGCUAAUCGGUUACCCUAUACAGAAAUAUUGAAUUUGAGAAUGGAAGGAAAGCUUAAACAUAUAAUUAAGCCCCCUGGUGUAGGUUUAAAGCAGCGGCCCGGGGUGGUUUUGGCGGUCCUGGAAGAUUCUAGCGUUUUGAGGAUAGUGUUGCCAUCAAUAGAGACUGAUAAGAAGUUUUGGGCGUCCUGGGACGAGUUGGGUGUGGAUUCCAUUUGUGUCAAUGCAUAUACUCCCCCAGUUAAGAAACCUGAGCUACCAUCCCCAUAUUUGGGAUUUUUGUCAAAGAUCCCUGUUUGGAUUUUUUUGCUGGUGAAGCGAAAGCCACAGUCAAAGAAAGCAUUGCAGGCUAAGAGGAUGAGGGAGGAAUUGAGGAGGGGGAAGAAUGAAGAAUUGGCUAGGAUGAGAGAAGAGAGUGAGAUGAUGGAGAAGGCAAUUAAAGCUCAAAAAAAAAUGGAAGAGCAGAAAAGGAGGAGGGAGAUAAAGAAGAGGAAGUAUGAGGAGUCGUUGCGUCAAGCGCGCAGAAAUUCUGAGCAUAUGGCCAAUGUCUGGGACAGGUUAGCCAGUGAUUCCAAUGUUGCAACAGCACUUGGGUUAGUGUUCUUUUACAUAUUUUAUCGAACUGUUGUACUUAGUUAUAGGAGACAAAAGAAGGAUUAUGAGGAUAGGUUAAAGAUCGAGAAAGCAGAGGCAGAGGAGAGGAAGAAAAUGAGGGAGCUAGAGAGGGAAAUGGCAGGGAUAGAGGGUGGAGAGGAUGAGGAGGAAGGAAAAGGUGAGCAGAAUCCUUAUAUGAAGAUGGCUAUGCAAUUCAUGAAAUCUGGUGCUCGUGUGCGGCGUGCACAUAAUAGGAGACUCCCUCAGUAUUUGGAGAGAGGUGUAGAUGUGAAGUUUUCAGAUGUUGCAGGGCUUGGAAAAAUACGACUCGAGCUUGAAGAGAUUGUGAAGUUUUUCACCCAUGGAGAAAUGUAUAGAAGGAGAGGAGUCAAAAUUCCAGGUGGCAUACUUCUCUGUGGGCCACCUGGGGUGGGGAAGACUUUACUAGCCAAAGCUGUGGCCGGUGAGGCUGGUGUCAAUUUCUUCUCCAUAUCUGCUUCACAAUUUGUGGAAAUAUAUGUUGGAGUUGGUGCUUCCCGUGUUCGAGCACUUUAUCAAGAAGCGAGGGAAAAUGCUCCAUCUGUUGUCUUCAUUGAUGAGUUGGAUGCUGUGGGAAGGGAACGUGGUUUAAUUAAGGGUUCUGGUGGACAAGAACGUGACGCUACUCUUAAUCAGCUUCUUGUUUGCUUGGAUGGGUUUGAAGGAAGAGGGGAAGUGAUUACUAUUGCUUCAACAAAUAGACCUGAUAUUCUAGAUCCAGCACUAGUCAGGCCAGGGCGAUUUGAUCGUAAAAUAUAUAUUCCUAAACCUGGUCUUGUAGGUCGGAUGGAAAUUCUGGAGGUCCAUGCUCGGAAGAAGCCAAUGGCUGAGGAUGUGGACUAUAUGGCUGUUGCAAGUAUGACUGAUGGAAUGGUCGGUGCGGAACUUGCCAACAUAAUUGAGAUUGCUGCUAUUAAUAUGAUGCGUGAUGGAAGAACUGAGCAGAUUACAACUGAUGACUUAUUACAAGCUGCACAAAUAGAAGAAAGAGGAAUGCUUGAUAGAAAGGAGAGGAGCCCUGAGAUGUGGAAGCAAGUAGCUAUUAAUGAAGCAGCAAUGGCUGUAAUGGCUGUGAACUUUCCAGAACUGAGGAAUAUUGAAUUUGUUAAUAUCGCCCCCAGAGCUGGCAGAGACUUGGGUUAUGUCCGUGUGAAAAUGAAUCACAUGAAGUUUAAGGAAGGAAUGCUCAGCCGACAGUCCCUAUUGGAUCAUAUCACUGUUCAAUUAGCACCCCGAGCGGCUGAUGAGAUUUGGUAUGGUGCAAGCCAGUUGAGUACAAUAUGGGCUGAAACAGCAGAUAACGCUAGGUCAGCAGCUAGAACUUUUGUUCUUGGUGGCCUUUCUGAGAAGCAUUAUGGGUUAUCAAAUUUCUGGGUAGCAGAUCGAAUAAAUGGCAUCGACGAGGAGGCUAUGCGGAUACUGGACUUGUGUUACAAGCGUGCCAAAGAGAUACUGGAGCAAAAUAGACAACUGAUGGAUGCUGUGGUGAACAAACUUGUUGAGAAGAAAAGCUUGACGAAACAAGAUUUCUUUAGGUUGGUGGAGUUGCACGGAUCCCUCCAGCCAAUGCCACCAAGCAUACUUGACAUAAGGGCUGCCAAACUUGAACAGUUCCAGACCAUGUUGAUGAACCAGAAGGAAGCAGCUGUUAGGAGCAAUGCUUGAUUUCCGGUUAGUAUGAUUUAAAAUAUCAUUUUGAUCAAAAAACCUUUUUGGUAUUAAUAUGAUUUUUUGGGUUCUUGUGGUUUGGAUCCUGUAAAAUUUUAAUACACUAAUGAGAAAAUUUUGUUUUGGUAA
Molecule: messenger RNA, 3430 nt
Organism: Diospyros lotus (date-plum)
Lineage: Eukaryota; Viridiplantae; Streptophyta; Magnoliopsida; Ericales; Ebenaceae
Product: probable inactive ATP-dependent zinc metalloprotease FTSHI 2, chloroplastic
Exons: 11
Coding region: 674-3298 (874 amino acids)
Biological process (GO): proteolysis
Cellular component (GO): chloroplast thylakoid
Molecular function (GO): ATP binding; ATP hydrolysis activity; metalloendopeptidase activity
Source: RefSeq, a predicted model, not a curated record